Messenger RNA from Aspergillus melleus, 510 nucleotides. RefSeq lists its product as uncharacterized. The transcript is spliced from 2 exons. Gene Ontology annotation, molecular function: nucleic acid binding. Lineage: Eukaryota; Fungi; Ascomycota; Eurotiomycetes; Eurotiales; Aspergillaceae. The record is from RefSeq and is a predicted model, not a curated record. Bases 1 to 510 code for a protein of 169 amino acids.
AUGACUGGCCUAUUAACACCAAUUCCAAGGUUUGUUGAAUUUGAAACUGCGAACGAUCUCAAGACUGCUAUCGACAAACUCGAUGGACGUGACUUCAAGGGCUCGAGAGUGAGCUGCGUCGCAGAUAUCCAGUCCUUUGAUGAUCGUACUCUUCGCGAUCCCUACCGGUCUCGAUCUCCCCGUCGGAGCUACCCCCCUGUGGAUGAAUACGACAGGAGAUUCCCGGCCCCUCCUCGUGGCUACAGCCCCCGUGCUCAUUACCGUGAACGUUCUCCCAUUCCGAUGCGUCGGGAUUACUAUGAUCGGGAUGGCUACGGUCGUCGCACCCCCCCUCGCCCUCGGAUUGAAGACUAUCCUGCUCCACGUCGCCCUUACGACGAUCCUUAUGAUGUGCGGCCGCCACCUCCGCCUCGCUACGAGGAUCCGUACAUCCCGCCCAGGCCUUAUGGACGCCCUCGGAGCCCUCCACGGGGUGAAUACGUUCCGUACGACCGUCGUGGGUACUGGUAA